Molecule: messenger RNA, 444 nt
Organism: Ambispora gerdemannii
Lineage: Eukaryota; Fungi; Glomeromycota; Glomeromycetes; Archaeosporales; Ambisporaceae
Source: the annotation of a GenBank genome assembly
AUGGCAAAAAUUUUCGCUCAAACUGUAUUUGUUCUUUUGGCUGUUGCCUUAACAUUCAGCAAAUCGAGCAGCACCUUUGCAACCCCAAUUAAAGCGCGUCAUUUUUUGCAGGGUUUUAAACCAGUCAUUUUUACCAAUAUUCUCGAUGAAAAUACUGCCACCACUGAAGCGGCUACGACGAAUUUAUUAGAGGUCGAAGCAGCCAAUACAGCCCAAACUGCUGCAGCUUUCGAUCACGAAAAAGCUGAUACAUCAUUGAUCACAACAAAACGACACUUUUUGCAUGGGUUUAAACCUGUCUUUUUUACUAAUAUUCUCGAUGAAAAUACUGCCACCACUGAAGCGGCUACGACAAAUUUACUAGAGAUCGAAGCAGCCAAUACAGCCCAAACUGCUGCGGCUUUCGAUCACGAAACUGCUGAUACAAAAUUUUUUCAACUAUAG